CACUUCAAAAUCUUUUAUUCUUUAGAUAAGUUUUCUUAAAAAAUACUAAGAACAUCAAAACAUGGUAGUUUUGUUACAGCCAGUCACAUUUAAUAGCGACGUCUAUGUUAACCCAAAAUGCAAACCAAGUCCGGUCCCAGUCCCGGUUAUAGACUUAACCGACGCAGAUGCCAAAACCCAAAUCGUGAAGGCUUGCGAGGAGUUGGGGUUCUUCAAAGUGGUCAACCACGGAGUACGACCCGAUCUUUUAACCCAGUUGGAGGAAGAGGCCAACAAGUUCUUUGCUAUGCCUCAGUAUCUCAAAGAAAAAGCGGGUCCACCCGACCCGUUUGGAUACGGUAGUAAACGGAUCGGACCCAGUGGUGACAUGGGCUGGUUAGAGUAUAUUCUCCUCAAUGCUAAUCAUCAUCUCUCGUCUACCAAAACCACUGCCGUUUUCCAGCAAACCCAUGCAACUUUCAGAGAGGCGGUGGAAGAGUACAUGGAUGAGAUGAAGCGAAUGGCUUGCAAUGUUCUGGAGAUGGUAGAAGAAGAGCUAAGUAUAGAGCCAAAGGAGAAGCUGAGCAAACUGGUGAAGGUGGAAGAGAGUGAUUCUUGUCUGAGGGUGAACCAUUACCCGGAGAAGGAAGAGACUCCGGCCAAGGAAGAGAUUGGGUUCGGUGAGCACACGGAUCCACAGUUAAUAUCGGUGCUCAGAUCAAACGACACUGAAGGUUUACAGAUUUGUUUGAAAGAUGGGAGUUGGGUCGCUGUUCCACCUGAUCACUCCUCUUUCUUCAUUAUUGUUGGAGAUACUCUUCAGGUGAUGACUAACGGAAGAUUCAAGAGUGUAAAACACAGAGUGCUGACGAAUACAAAGAGAUCAAGAUUAUCGAUGAUCUACUUCGCAGGUCCUCCGUUAACUGAGAAGAUUGCACCAAUGUCAUGCCUUGUCCUAAAGCAAGAGGAUCGGCUUUAUAAGGAGCUCACUUGGUCCCAAUACAAGUCACAUUGUUACAAAAGUAAGCUUGGUGAUUAUAGGCUUGGUGUCUUUGAGGAACAACUUCCAUUUUAUAUGUCCAAUGUUUGAGUUAUUUUUGUGUAAAUUUUAGUUUUACUUUAUUAUAGCUAAAUAAUAUCUUACAGUUUAUAUGUGUAAACAAGAGAAGCAAAACAAUAAAAUAAAUGAGAUUUUCUGAUUAUUCUAUUUUUUUUUGUAUUUAGUCAUUAUCUCUUUCUAAUUUUGGUUCAUUUAUAAGAUAAUAAACAGUGAGUGUUCUUUUUUUUUGGGGAAAAAACAGUGAGUGUUCAUCUCUAACUUUUCUUGUAUAGUUUCAUAUAAACAUUCACUGAAAAGAGUGAUGAUUGUUUUUCUUAUAUAACAUGAAAAUUCUGUUUUCUUACCGGAUAAACCUAUCUUAAAGGGUUUCUUUGUUUCUUCUAUUGAGGCCCAUCUACAUAACAUAAGCCUAAGUAGACAUCAUUUUGCGGGUCAAAAAGCAUUUAAUCUGGGCUUCAAAUCCUAAAUCUGAAAGCAAAGUCCAUUAUCGAAGCCGAACACUUCUGUUGUUAUUAUCUGGAUUUUAUUACUACUACCAAGCACGUCCUAAUAAGUGUGCCCUACGUCGGUCAGAUUCAUGUUUUAUUUUUUUUAAAGGACAACUUAUAUUUUGUGUGGGUGUUAAAAAACCACAGUGAAAAAAAAAGAAAAGAAUCUCUAAUAAUUUGGCAAAAUUAAUUAUUUAUUUAUUUCAUAAAUAAUAAUUACAGAUUUAUAUAUGUUGAAUAUAAUAUAAUUUAAGUAGUGUCCAACUGUGAAUCACGUGCUUGCUUGUUUGGUGAUGUAAUGGGUUUCUUCAACUCUCCACAUCGAUCGGACAAGAACAUAGAGAGAGAGAGAGAGAUAUUUGCUUCUUGUCCUCUCUUCUCUUCUCUCUUUUAGUUUCUUCUUCUCCUCCUGAGCCUUUGAGAUCCAUCAACGAUGGCGACCGAUGAGCCUUCUCUCACUCGCUGGAGCUUCCUGGUAAGCCCCGACGACUCUCUCUCUCUCACCUUAACUCGCAUUCCUUACUUUUAGGACAAGGACUUAAAUAGUUGUAGUAAAUCGAAGUCAAACUCUUCAAUGUCGCUUUAGACUUUUAAACAAAAACUGUUUUUUUUUUUUUUGAAAUCACCGGAGAAACCGAGGAAAUUUUUAAAAUUUAGAUGAAAUCUAGUUGGAGUAGUGAGUGAACAAGGAUCCCGUUUCGAUUUCUCUACUACAGUCAAAGGCGUGAGCUUUGAGGAUUAAUCGAUUUUUUUCAA
Molecule: messenger RNA, 2283 nt
Organism: Brassica rapa (field mustard)
Lineage: Eukaryota; Viridiplantae; Streptophyta; Magnoliopsida; Brassicales; Brassicaceae
Product: gibberellin 2-beta-dioxygenase 3
Source: RefSeq, a predicted model, not a curated record